This is a messenger RNA of Rhizopus microsporus ATCC 52813, 588 nucleotides long. RefSeq lists its product as uncharacterized. The transcript has a single exon. Lineage: Eukaryota; Fungi; Mucoromycota; Mucoromycetes; Mucorales; Rhizopodaceae. The record is from RefSeq and is a predicted model, not a curated record. Bases 147 to 545 code for a protein of 132 amino acids.
UCAAUGAACAUGAAGCAAGUUUUAUAACAGAAGCGGACUUUAUCGUAAAAUUAUGGAGCCGUUUGCUAGAGCUUACAUUUCGCGGAACAGACGUCAUCUUACAUUGGGGUGAUACAAUCCCUGAAAACUGCAAAACAUCGUUCAGAAUGAAGUUUGAUUUACGUAUUAUUUCGCAUACUUUGUCAUGUCAAGGUAUAAAAGCUGACGUGGCUGCUGGUGAAUUUGCUCGGUCUGUUGAUGAAAGCAAACUUUACCGAGACAAGUUGAAAGGUGUUUUGAUUUCAAAACUAAAUAUGAACCAGAGAUACAAAGAAAUAAUGGGUUUAGGUUUUGAUUGUAACGCAACACAGCUCAAUGCGCCAUUCAUUGUUGUAAUGGGUCAUGAAGCCGUAUUGUAUAACUUGACAAAAACUUCUGCUGAUCCCUACAUAUUGUAUGAAGCCACUACUUUAUCCUUUCCUUCGUCUGUAGAAGACAUAAAAAACAACGGCAUUGCGGAUUUGAUUAGGGCCCUAAGAAAGAUAAAGGUAAGGAUAUUUCCAUAGACUAUAUUUUAAUUUUUUAUAGCAAUUGGUUAUGGACAUGAAA